This is a messenger RNA of Alternaria conjuncta, 1356 nucleotides long. It is a transcript of the gene PGX1, whose product is annotated as Exopolygalacturonase. The transcript is spliced from 3 exons. Gene Ontology annotation, molecular function: polygalacturonase activity. The record is from RefSeq and is a predicted model, not a curated record. The coding region runs from base 1 to 1356 and encodes 451 amino acids. Gene Ontology annotation, biological process: carbohydrate metabolic process. Lineage: Eukaryota; Fungi; Ascomycota; Dothideomycetes; Pleosporales; Pleosporaceae.
AUGCGCGUCACCGAGCUUUUCACGUGCGCUUUGCUGCAAGCAUCAGCAGUACUAUCGACACCUCUCGAUGAGCGAAGCGUCAAGGUAGUCGCGUCGAAGAGGCCACACCAUCCGGCGUAUCCUUAUCACCCGAAGAAGGCAUGCCCGGCAUCGCCGCCACGAACCAAGACCUGCAACGUCAAGGCUCUCGGAAACGGCAAGGAUGAUUCCGCCAACAUCCUGCAGGCGAUCAAGCAGUGCAACAACGGCGGUCAUGUCGUUUUCCCGAAGGACCAGAAGUUUACCAUUGGAACCGCGCUGGAUCUCACUUUCCUCAACAGCAUUGAUCUGGACAUCCAAGGCUCCAUCCAAUUCACAAACGACACAGACUACUGGCAAGCCAACUCCUUCAAGCAAAUCUACCAAAACGCCACCACUUUCUUCCAGCUCGGCGGCAAGGAUGUUAAUGUCUACGGCGGCGGCACCCUAGACGGAAACGGCCAGGCCUGGUAUGACCUCUACGCCGAGGAUAUCUACAUCCUGCGACCCAUCCUCUUCGGUGUCAUCGGCGCAGAAGGCGCCACUAUCUCUGAUCUAAAGUUCAGAUACAGUCCGCAGUGGUACACGUUCGUUGCCAACUCCACCGACGUUGUAUUCGACAACAUCGACAUCUUCGGUGGCAGCAAGAGCAAGAACCCCGCUAAAAACACGGAUGGCUGGGACACGUACCGUUCAGACAACAUUGUCAUCCAGAACUCGCACAUCGACAACGGCGACGAUUGCGUGUCGUUCAAGCCUAACAGCACCAACAUCGUUGUUCAGAACUUGAUCUGCAACGGUAGCCACGGUAUUAGUGUCGGUUCUCUUGGCCAGUACCCAGGCGAAGUUGAUAUCGUCGAGAACAUUUACGUGUACAACAUCAGUAUGUCGAAUGCAUCGGACGGCGCGCGUAUCAAGGUCUGGCCUGGUGCUUCUUCCGCUCUCUCCGGUGAUCUUCAGGGUGGAGGUGGUGGCGGUGCUGUCAAGAACAUCACGUACGACGGCAUGACCAUCUCGAACGUCGACUACGCGAUUGAGAUUACUCAAUGCUACGGUCAGAAGAACUUGACUCUUUGCAACCAGUUCCCCUCCAACCUCACCAUCUCCGACAUCACAGUCAAGAACUUCCACGGCACAACCAGCAAGAAGUACGACCCGCUUGUUGGGUAUCUGGUCUGCUCCAGCCCGGCAGUUUGCUCAAACAUCAACAUCGAGAAUGUUAAUGUUACGAGCCCGAGUGGAACGAACCAGUACACUUGCUUGAACAUUGACGGGAUUGAGAGUCAGGUUAACUGCACUACCAAUGGAGGUCAGGGUGGGGAGUCAGGAGGGAACUGA